AGACGCACAUUGUUGAGAAUGUAACUAUCUAUCUCCCCUGUCACCAUGCCAAUGGCUCCUCAGCUUCCUUAUCCAAUCUCUUUUCUUUUGCUUUCGCUUUUGCUUUUGCUUCCAUUUUCUGUAUUUCCGGCUUACGGCAGCAUAACGCCGGGUUCAUCCCUCACUGCCAAUCCCGACAACUCUUCCUGGCCAUCAUUUUCCGGCGACUUUGCCUUCGGCUUCCGGGAAGUCAGAGCCGGGGCUUACUUGCUCGCCAUCUGGUUCCACAAGAUCCCUGAGAAAACCAUUGUGUGGUCGGCCAACGGCGCCGCUCUAGCCCCACAGGGGUCCACCGUCGAGCUCACUGAAGAUGGCAGGUUUCUGCUCAGUGACCCAAAAGGCCAGCCGAUAUGGGUUCCCACUUUCUCUGGCGGCCCUGUUGCCUACGCAGCCAUGCUCGAUAGCGGCAACUUCGUUCUCGUGAGCGGCAGCGGGUCUAAUUCUACCACCACUCUGUGGCAGAGCUUUGACGAGCCGACCGACACUAUUUUGCCCUCCCAGAUACUGAAUCGGGACGGUAGGCUCGUUGCUCGUUACGCGGAGACAAACUACUCCAAUGGAAGAUUCGAGUUGCUUCUACAAAAGGAUGGAAAUCUUGUGCUUGCCACCACGAAUUUGCCGGUCCUCGAUUCCGUUAAUGCUGUUUACUGGUCCCCUGAAACCCGCUGCAGCGGCUAUCAGCUGAUCUUCAAUGAAUCCACCGGCUACAUCUACGUCAUAUCCAAGGAUGGAAAAAUACUCAGCCUGGUAUCUUCAGUUGCAGCUCCGAGCAGCCAGUUCUACCAGCGUGCGAUUGUCGAAAGCGAUGGAGUUUUCCGGCGAUACGUCUACCCAAAAUCCGCCGGCGAGAAGCCUCUGGCUUGGUCUGUUCUCUCCUUAAUACCGUCAGAUAUAUGUUUGAGUAUCACCCAGAGCACUGGAAGCGGUGUUUGUGGCUUCAACAGCUACUGUGCACUUGGCAGCGAUCAGAGGGCGAGAUGUGAAUGCCCAUCUGGGUACGCUUUCUUUGACCCAAAUGAUCGGACAAGUGGAUGCAAGCCGGACUUUGUUCCACAGAAUUGUGAUGAAGAGUUGCGGAAAACCGAGCUUUUUGAGUUUGUGGACAUGGCGAACACGGAUUGGCCGCUGAACGAUUACGAGUAUUACCAGCCGGUGACGGAAGAGUGGUGCCGAGGGGUUUGCCUGAGCGAUUGCUUCUGUGCCGUAGCCAUUUUCAGAGAGGGAAACUGCUGGAAGAAGAGAAGCCCCCUCUCCAAUGGGAGGAUUGAUCCCAGUGUCGGUGGGAAAGCUUUGAUCAAAGUGAGGAAACACUAAUCUCAAGCAACUAUUUGUAUGGAAAAGCCCUACAUACAAUAAAAAAUAAUUAAUCCAUGUGAAUGUGAUGUCUAUCUUGCAUUUUCAUUCUUUGAUUAAAUGUUGCUCCAAAGACUUGAAUAAAUCUCCAAUCCGAUUGGAGAGGAUAGAACUUCUUGUGAAACGAUAGUAAUGCACUUCUACCAAGAAAAAAAUUGAUGGUCAUGCAUAUUAUUUGUGGGAAAUAAUGUUCUUACUUAGUUCUGUAAAAAAAAAAAAAGGGCCCCUUUGUGAAGUUUGAAAUAUA
Molecule: messenger RNA, 1639 nt
Organism: Diospyros lotus (date-plum)
Lineage: Eukaryota; Viridiplantae; Streptophyta; Magnoliopsida; Ericales; Ebenaceae
Product: G-type lectin S-receptor-like serine/threonine-protein kinase LECRK3
Exons: 1
Coding region: 46-1353 (435 amino acids)
Source: RefSeq, a predicted model, not a curated record